Molecule: messenger RNA, 1858 nt
Organism: Xyrauchen texanus (razorback sucker)
Lineage: Eukaryota; Metazoa; Chordata; Actinopteri; Cypriniformes; Catostomidae
Product: AP-3 complex subunit sigma-2-like
Exons: 6
Coding region: 102-680 (192 amino acids)
Biological process (GO): intracellular protein transport; Golgi to vacuole transport
Cellular component (GO): membrane coat; AP-3 adaptor complex; intracellular membrane-bounded organelle
Source: RefSeq, a predicted model, not a curated record
GGAAGUACAUGGUGUCGAUAAUUUUUGUUGAUAAGAGAAAAUCAACCACUUACAUUCAACUGACAACGUAACAUUUUGCUAAAAAACAAAACAAAACAAGGAUGAUCAAGGCUAUUCUAAUUUUUAACAACCAUGGGAAACCAAGACUCAUCCGAUUCUACCAAUAUUUUGCUGAAGACAUGCAGCAGCAAAUCAUUAGAGAGACUUUUCAUCUGGUGUCCAAAAGAGAUGAUAAUGUCUGCAAUUUUCUGGAGGGGGGAAGCUUAAUCGGUGGCUCGGACUACAAGCUAAUCUACAGACACUAUGCCACUUUGUACUUUGUGUUUUGUGUGGACUCAUCAGAGAGUGAGUUGGGAAUUCUAGACCUCAUUCAGGUAUUUGUGGAAACCCUGGACAAAUGCUUUGAGAAUGUGUGUGAGCUGGACUUAAUCUUUCACAUGGAUAAGGUCCAUUACAUUCUGCAGGAAGUUGUCAUGGGAGGUAUGGUGCUGGAAACGAACAUGAAUGAAAUAGUUGCCCAAGUGGAGCUGCAGAACAGAAUGGAGAAAUCAGAGGGUGGACUGUCUGCAGCACCAGCCCGAGCUGUCUCGGCAGUGAAAAACAUGAACCUCCCUGAAAUGCCACGUAACAUCAAUAUCGGAGACAUCAAUAUAAAAGUGUCCAGUCUUUCCCCGUUUUGAGGCUGCAUGUUACAGUACAUAUCUUUACCCGUAUGUUCUUUGUUGUUAUUGGACAUUGAGAUUCAUAGCUAUAGAUACCGUCUCCCAGAUGCCAUUUAUGUACUCACGACUGUCCAUAGACAACAGGACUUUUAACACCGGAGUACUGUUACAUUUCAUUGCAAUUAAGCCCAAAGCACACUACUUGGUCCCAUGACUUACAACAUAAGCUUUCAUUUUAAACUUUGGUUUAUAGAUAAACCAUGCUUCAAGUUUUGAUUGUAGAAUUGUUUUGUAUUUUGUCUAUGAUGUAGUAAUGUUCCAACAAACAUUAGUGUUGAGAUUGCACUUUCUUGCUUCAUAAACAGUGGUGCCACAUAUUUCCUAAACUUCUCCACCUUAACUUUAGUUUCAACACACACAAAAUUGGACUUGCUGUAUACGAUACCUGUAACAUCUCUAAUCCAGAAUAUAAAAAAAGAUAUGUGCAUUUGCACUGGUUAAUUCCAAAAAUAAUAUAGUUUUACCAGGGGCAAAGUCUGUUUCAUGUGUAGCAGCUAUGCAUCAGCAUAUUUUUUAGAAAUCAUGGUUACGACCAUUAACAACCUCACCAUGAAUUUGCAGUUAAAAAUUCAGCAUGAUUGCAUUUAAGAAUGGUGCUCUUUAAAGGUAUGGUCAACAAAAAAUGAGUUCAAAAGAUAACAUUGUUAUCGUAUAUCAAAAAACAUAAAUCAUAUCUAAUAAUCUCUGAUUUCAUGCAAAGCUAUCUAUAAAGAUAGGCACCUAUCAAUGGUCAAGAGCCAUCAUAAUUCCAUCAUGAUGCUUUUCUUACUGACUGUGAUGCUUUUUUUCUUUUGAGAUGAAGAAUGUUAAGUCGCAAUUCUUUAAUAUCUUUUUCACAGAAUUAAGAAGUUACUGCUGAGGUUCUGCUGACUUUGGAUUAAGGGUUAUUUAGAUAAAUAUUGCACGAUUGGACACAAUAUAUUGACACAAAAAUAUUUAUUGUUUGCUAUCAAUGAAAAUGAAAAUAAAUUGGAGGAUAAAAAGAAAACAAUCAAAGUUUUUGGCCCUUUUUCAACAUCCAAAAAUUACAAUUUUAAAAUGAAUUAAAGGUCAUAAUUAUCGUUUUUUACAUAACUGCUAUUUUUUCUCUCUGUGUGUUUGUACUUCGUUUGACGUACUACCAUUCAUUUAUGACA